Messenger RNA from Indicator indicator, 1551 nucleotides. RefSeq names its product aldehyde dehydrogenase 1 family member A3 (gene ALDH1A3). The coding region runs from base 1 to 1551 and encodes 516 amino acids. Gene Ontology annotation, molecular function: aldehyde dehydrogenase (NAD+) activity. The transcript is spliced from 13 exons. Lineage: Eukaryota; Metazoa; Chordata; Aves; Piciformes; Indicatoridae. The record is from RefSeq and is a predicted model, not a curated record. Gene Ontology annotation, biological process: aldehyde metabolic process.
AUGGCCGCCGUCAACGGCGCGGUGGAGAACGGGCAGCCCGACAAGAAGGUGCCACUGCCGCCGCCGCAGCUGCCGCGGCCCCUGCGGAGCCUGGAGGUGAAGUACACGAAGAUAUUUAUUAACAAUGAAUGGCACAACUCCACAAGUGGAAAGAAGUUUCCCACCUACAACCCUUCGACGCUGGAGAAAAUCUGUGAUAUUGAGGAAGGAGACAAGCCUGAUGUGGACAAUGCAGUGGAAGCAGCAAAGGCAGCAUUCCAGAGGGGAUCUCCAUGGAGACAGAUGGAUGCCCUGAGCAGAGGAUGCCUCCUGCACAAGCUGGCUGACCUUCUGGAGCGUGACAGAGCCAUCCUGGCAACUCUGGAGACGAUGGACACAGGAAAACCUUUUCUACAGGCUUACUUUGUUGACUUGGAGGGCUGUAUAAAAACACUGCGGUACUAUGCUGGCUGGGCUGAUAAGAUUCAGGGCAGAACCAUCCCAGUGGAUGAAAAUUUUGUCUGUUUCACCAGGCAUGAACCCAUGGGUGUCUGUGGAGCCAUAACUCCAUGGAACUUCCCGUUGCUCAUGCUGGUUUGGAAGAUGGCACCAGCGCUGUGCUGUGGAAACACUUUGGUUGUUAAGCCAGCUGAACAAACUCCCCUCACCUCGCUCUACAUUGGCUCACUGAUCAAGGAGGUGGGUUUCCCUCCAGGUGUAGUGAACAUUGUGCCAGGCUAUGGUCCAACAGCUGGAGCUGCUAUUUCUACCCAUCACAGCAUUGAUAAAAUUGCUUUUACUGGAUCAACAAAGGUUGGAAAACUGAUCAAGGAAGCUGCUUCUAAAAGCAACCUCAAAAGGGUGACAUUAGAGCUUGGAGGGAAAAACCCCUGCAUUGUGUGUGCAGAUGCAGACUUGGACUUGGCAGUGGAGUGUGCCCAUCAGGGUGUGUUCUUCAACCAAGGGCAGUGCUGCACGGCUGCCUCGCGAGUCUUCGUGGAGGAGCAGAUCUACCCUGAGUUCGUCAGGCGCAGCGUGGAGUACGCCACCAAGCGACUAGUCGGAGACCCCUUUGAUGCCAGAACUGAACAAGGGCCCCAGAUUGACCAAAACCAGUUUGAUAAAAUCCUGGAGCUGAUAGAGAGUGGGAAGAAAGAAGGGGCUAAGCUGGAGUGUGGGGGCCUUGCCAUUGAAGACAGAGGCCUGUUUAUAAAGCCCACUGUGUUUUCAGAGGUCACUGACAACAUGCGUAUCGCCAAAGAAGAGAUUUUUGGGCCAGUUCAGCCAAUUAUGAAGUUCAAGAGUCUAGAUGAGGUCAUCAGAAGAGCCAACAGCACAGAGUAUGGCCUAACUGCUGCAGUGUUCACAAAGAAUCUGGACAGAGCAUUAACACUCGCUGCGGCCCUGCAGUCAGGCACCGUCUGGAUCAACUGUUACAAUGCGCUCUAUGCACAGGCUCCUUUCGGUGGCUUUAAAAUGUCAGGCAAUGGCAGAGAACUCGGUGAAUACGCUUUGGCAGAAUAUACUGAAGUGAAAACAGUCACCAUUAAACUCUCCCAGAAGAGUUCGUGA